Messenger RNA from Notodromas monacha, 1143 nucleotides. NCBI's taxonomy places the organism in Eukaryota, Metazoa, Arthropoda, Ostracoda, Podocopida, Cyprididae. The record is from the annotation of a GenBank genome assembly.
AUGGUGCCGGAAAUCUGGAAACUCGACGGUGACAAUCCCAGAACCGACGGGUGUCCGCGGACGAAUGGCGACGUUGCAAAUGACGCUUGUUCAAUGCCACGAAAACCCCCUGAUGAUGGUCACAUUUUCACCGAAAGCUAUUUCACUGGUCAUAAUAAUGGCUUCGUUGUGACGAGAUUCUACUCAUUCAGGCCCUUUCGUAGCUGCUUGUGUCGCGCGAAUCGGAUUCAUGAUGUGCAUGGAAACCUUCGCCGGCAGCAUGCACAUCAUGACCAGGCCAAUCCUCAGGAUGAUGAUCCACAUUAUGACCAGGCCAAUCCUCAGGAUGAUGAUCCACAUUAUGACCAGGCCAAUCCUCAGGAUGAUGAUCCACAUUACGACCAGGCCAACGCUGAGGAUGAUGAUCGCCAAAAUGUUCAGCGGAUUCUGACGAGUCAUCUCGAGAAUAAUCCGACAAAUAGUCCAAAAAAUCGUCAUACUCUGAUUCGCCUAAAUAAAAAAAGAAACCGACUCUAUACAACGAAUCUGCAGUGUUUGAAGAUGGAUGCGUCUAACGAAACAGGGGAUGAUUCUGAAGCUGAAUCUCACGGGACGCAUUCUGCAUCUGACGAAAGUCUAGAUGUGAAGGUGACUGACUCUCACUCAGAUGGCCCCAGUUCGAAACCCAGCAGGAGCAUCAUCAGAGGACAGCAGAUUCAAAGCAAAGGAGCAGCAGCAGGAAAGAAUAUUGAUGAUUACAGGAAUCCUGAUGAUGUUCAGGAUGGGGAUGUUCUGGAUGUUCUGGAUGAUGGGGAUGUCCUGGAUGUUCUGGAUGAGGGGGAUGUCCUGGAUGAUGGGGAUGUUCUGGAUGAUGGGGAUGUCCUGGAUGUUCUGGAUGAGGGGGAUGUCCUGGAUGAUGGGGAUGUUCUGGAUGUUCUGGAUGAUGGGGAUGUUCUGGAUGUUCUGGAUGAUGGGGAUGUCCUGGAUGUUCUGGUUGAGGGGGAUGUCCUGGAUGAUGGGGAUGUACUGGAUGUACUGGAUGAUAUUCAUCAGGAUAUUUUGAAGGCCCAGAUUUUUCAGCGGAAAGCUGCUGUAGAGAGUGGGCCCCCAUCUUACGUCAUCAAUCCGUUCCAGGAUGGAUGUCAUAACAUGGGACCGUCGUAA